AUGAAGUGCGCAUUAAGCCUCCUCGCUCUCGGUCUCGCCGCGACAGCACAAGCAGCUUACUACGAGUACACCACGGUAACGGGGUACUUCCUACAAGAUGAGGCCAGCACCGACCCAUCGACCUUUGACUACACAGCGAACAAUUUCGGCCUGAUCAACCGCACCUACGACACAGAUGCGGACAACGAGAACACCACACUCACGCAGUGGCAACGCUUCUACAACCACAUCCACGAACUGAACAAGCACGCCCCCCAUAAAACAGAAUACAAGGUUUUCUUCUUCGGCCGCCACGGCGAGGGAUGGCAUAAUGCCGCGGAGAGUCUUUACGGUACUCCUGCUUGGAAUUGCUACUGGUCCCUCCUAGCCGGCAACGGCACGGUAACCUGGUCCGACGCAGACCUCACCCCCGCAGGAAUAGCCCAAGCCCAAACCGCCCACGACUUCUGGGCUUCACUCAUUACCGGAGACGGGAUGCACACCCCAGACGCAUACUUCGUCAGUCCGCUGACGCGCGCGCUGCGGACGGCUAAUCUCACGUUCAGUGACCUAACCUUACCCAAGGAAGCUGCGGCGUUCAAGCCGCUGGUUAUGGAGGGGCUGCGCGAGGGGAUUAGUCUGCAUACGUGUGAUCAUCGGCGGAGUAGAUCAUACAUUACGGGGUUAUUUCCCGGGUGGGAGAUUGAAGAGGGGUUCAGUGAGGAGGACGAGCUGUGGAAUGGGGUGACUGGGGAGACGAGCGCGGCGCAGGAUGUGCGGAGUAAGAGUGCGCUGGACGAGAUGUUUGAGCGGACGGAUGGCAAGGAUCUGUUUGUGAGUGUGACGGCGCAUUCGGGCGAGAUUGCGAGUCUGCUGCGGGUGCUGGGGCAUCGGGCGUUCUCGCUCAAGACGGGCGCGGUGAUUCCUGUGUUGGUCAAGGCGAAGAAGUUCUCGAAUAAGUAUGCGCCGGAGCCGACCACGGUCCCCUGGACUACGUCGGCGCAUUGUACGGCGCCGCCGGUGACGUCGGUUACGGCGUGUGUGUGUGCGUCGACUGCGGCGCCGGUCACCACGCCUUUGGUCGCGGGGUUUUGA
This is a messenger RNA of Aspergillus fischeri NRRL 181, 1074 nucleotides long. RefSeq names its product histidine phosphatase family protein. Gene Ontology annotation, molecular function: phosphatase activity. The record is from RefSeq and is a predicted model, not a curated record. Gene Ontology annotation, cellular component: cytoplasm. Lineage: Eukaryota; Fungi; Ascomycota; Eurotiomycetes; Eurotiales; Aspergillaceae. The coding region runs from base 1 to 1074 and encodes 357 amino acids. The transcript is spliced from 3 exons.